CGCGCCCCUCUGCGAAAAAAAAAGGCGCCCUGUCGUGUCUUGCCUAAACGAGUCGCUGCAUCGGCCGCCACACGUGGUAAUGAGCUGGACUGAGCCGCGCCCUCGCACUACAACGACUUCACACCACUCAACCGACGCGUCCAUGCAAUCUGGCCUCGCACCGCCUCAACUCGAGAGUGUCUCAAUCCUCUUUGCUGCAGCAAGGUAGGCUGGCACCUAACCUCUGGCAAGAGCGUCCGUCCGUAUCCCUCUUGGCGCGGUUGCCUCCAUGCCACGCCUACGCACCCAAUUGAUCCUCAACACCGACGCCCGUCCGGCCACUCGGAUCGAGCAGUCAGUAUACUUGAGCUAGCACGCGCCGCGACCAUGGACCACGACCGGGAGUCGAUCGCCGGCGAGGGAUCGUCCCGCCAGAAUGGCGGCCGCAGUCUGUAUCGCCUCAAUUCCAAUCCCAGCAGCGCCAGCGUCUUCGAAGACGUUGAAAUGGCGCAGGACGAGCUCUACUCCGGCCCCAUGGCCGAGAGCCUUCCGACUAGCGUAUCUGCCUUUGCGCACCGCCGAUCGCGCGCCGACUCGGUCACCAGCUUCGCCUUUUACCAAGAUGAAGAAGAGCUGCUCCAGACCGAACAUGUGAUGGCCGAUGGCGCGGCCGACGCCGAGGACCUAGACGAGAUGCCCUUCCACCCGGAAGGCGAUGACGAGGAGGACUCGACCGACCUCGAGCGCGAUGCUGCCCAAAACGACUAUGUGUUGCACCGCCGAUCUUCGACGCAGUCGCGCUCCUCUGUUAACUCGAGACUGCUCCGCCGAGAUAGCGCCAUGACCGAAGGGAGCGCGUAUGGCAUGGGGCGCCACAGCCAGAAGCUCUACGUGGCUAGUGAAGACCUGACCAUUGUUGUGGCUGGUUUCCGGACGAGCCCGCUGGGCAUGGCCGCGUACGUCUCGAUUUGCUUCGCCACGCUUGGUCUGGGAUGGCUGCUGUUCCGCUGGCUGCCACGGUGGUACGUGAAGGUCGUGGGCCGGUCGUCACCGCUCCGUGAGUGCCAAUGGGUCGUCAUCGAAAACCAGUGGGGUGAGAUGACUAUCAUGGACGUCAAGAGCCGCCCCUACGGCCGGCCCCUGUCGACCGUCUUCGGCCAGCUGGGGAAACUGUCGGCCUACGCGCUCGAGGACGACUCUGACCCGAUCAUGACUGAGCUGCGCGUUUUGGACUACCGCUACAUCCGCUUCUACUUUCAGCCGCUCCGGGAUAAGUUCCUUCUCUGCAACGGCUGGAAAGACCCCAACUGGACCGAUGUGCGCACCAUCCGCUCGGGCAUCGACAGCGAGGAGAAGAGCCACCGCGAUAUCGUGUUUGGCGCCAAUCUGAUAGACAUUGAGCAAAAGUCCGUCUUCCGUCUGCUGGUCGAUGAGGUCUUUCACCCCUUUUACGUCUUCCAGAUUGCUAGCCUGGCGCUAUGGGCCGCAGACGAAUACUACUAUUACGCCAUUGCCAUCUUCGUCAUGUCUUUUGGCAGCAUCGUGGCGACUCUUGUCGAAACACGGGCGACCAUGCGCCGUCUACGCGAGAUCUCCCGGUUCGAGUGUGACGUGCGCGUCCUAAGGAAUGGGUUUUGGCGGUACAUUGCCUCUGGAGAUCUCGUCCCGGGAGACAUUUACGAGAUCAGCGAUCCAAACCUAGCCCAGUUUCCUGCCGACAGCCUGCUGCUUGGCGGAGACUGCAUCGUCAACGAAAGUAUGCUAACGGGCGAGUCUGUGCCCGUGUCCAAAAUACCGGCAACGGAUGAGACGCUGCACGACCUUGACCUGGCGGCUGCCACCCUGUCGCCCGAGCUGGCGCGCCACUUCCUCUUCUGCGGCACCAAGGUGAUCCGUGCCAGGCGGCCUCCCGGCGAGAGUGAGGCUGUUGCGCUGGCCAUGGUGGUCCGCACUGGGUUCAACACGACGAAGGGGUCACUCGUCCGGUCCAUGCUCUUCCCUAAACCGUCAGGGUUCAAGUUUUACCGGGACUCGUUCCGGUACAUAUCCGUCAUGGCCUGUGUUGCCCUCUUGGGCUUCGUAGCCUCCUUCAUCAACUUCCUCCGCCUCGGUCUGGCCUGGCGCCUCAUCAUCGUGCGCGCGUUGGAUCUAAUCACCAUCGUUGUCCCGCCUGCCCUCCCGGCCACGCUCCAGAUAGGAACAAACUUUGCUCUCAGUCGACUCAAGGCAAAAAAGAUAUUCUGUAUCAGCCCUCAGCGUGUCAAUGUCGGUGGCAAGCUCGACAUCAUGUGCUUUGACAAGACCGGCACGCUGACAGAGGAGGGCCUCGAUAUCCUGGGUGUCAGAGUCGUGAUAUCCAAAAAUGGCACCAAGCAGCUUUCACCCGCCCUGUCGGAUCCAAGUUUGCUUGCAGAGGCCAAUGCUGGCAAGGCCAAUGCCUCUCAGGAUAAUGUGGACAACCGCAAGGCUGCCCUGUUCACAAUGGCUACCUGCCACUCACUUCGGUCAGUAGACGGAGAGCUGGUGGGCGAUCCGCUAGAUCUCAAAAUGUUCGAGUUCACACGAUGGUCUUUCGAUGAAGGCGGCCAGGGUGAGGAGGCGGAUGGGGAGCCCGGGAGUCUGUCUCCGUCUACUGCGCGGCCCCCUUUUGAGAUGAAGCAAACGCUGGAUUGGAAGGACGCAAGUGGAAACCUUGUGGCUUUCCAGCUGGGUGUCCUCAAGUCUUUUGAGUUUGUGUCGCAGCUCCGCAGGGCCAGUGUCAUCGUCAAGACUUUUGGCCACCAAAGUGGCGACAUCUACGUCAAAGGAGCGCCAGAGUGCAUGAAGGAUAUCUGCAGGCCUGAGAGCUUCCCGACGGAUUAUGAUGAGCUCCUCUCGUACUACACUCACAAGGGUUACCGCGUGAUUGGGUGCGCAACCAAGCACAUCAAAAAGCUCAACUGGGUCAAGGCACAGAAGAUGAGGCGCGACGAAGUCGAAUCGGGACUCGAUUUUUCGGGUUUCAUAAUCUUCGAGAACAAACUCAAGCCGACCACGACGGCCGUUCUUGACGAGCUGCGGGAGUCGCAGAUAGCGACCGUUAUGGUGACCGGGGACAACAUAUUGACGGCCAUCAGCGUGGCAAGGGAGUGUAACCUCAUUCACAAGACGGCGCCCUGCUUCGUCCCAAGGUUUGUAGAAGGUCACUCCAGGGAUCCGAACUCUCAACUCGCGUGGGAAAGCAUCGACAACCACCUCUAUCGGCUGGAUGAUCAGACACUGCUGCCCCUGCCUCCACCACCUGACGCAGACGCCUCCAACCCCUACGAGAUUGCAAACAUGCGGGAAUAUUCGAUCGCGGUGAGCGGCGACGUAUUCCGCUGGGUUGUGGACUAUGCUCGCCCCGAAUUCCUCCACCGGAUGCUCGUUUGCGGCAAGGUGUUUGCCCGAAUGUCGCCUGACGAGAAGCACGAGCUUGUUGAGAAGCUUCAGAGUAUAGACUACUGCUGCGGCUUCUGCGGCGACGGCGCCAACGACUGUGGUGCUCUUAAGGCUGCAGACGUCGGCAUCUCGCUCUCCGAGGCCGAGGCCUCUGUAGCUGCGCCGUUCACAUCGAGGGUCUUUGACAUCAGAUGCGUGCCCGAAGUUAUCAGAGAAGGACGCGCCUCGCUUGUGACAAGCUUUAGUUGCUUCAAGUACAUGAGUCUGUACUCGGCCAUCCAGUUUACAUCGGUCAGCUUUUUGUAUGCAUCGGCUUCGAAUCUUGGGGAUUUCCAGUUCCUGUAUAUCGAUCUCGCUCUCAUUUUGCCUAUCGCUGUUUUCAUGAGCUGGGCUGGACCAUAUCCUCAACUGUGCAGCAAGAGACCCACGGCCGAUCUGGUCUCUCGAAAGGUCUUGACACCACUUAUGGGCCAGAUGUGCAUCUGCAUCCUCAUCCAGGGCAUCGCCUUUUUCACCGUACGAGAGAAGCCUUGGUUCAUACCACCCAAGGUGCAUCACAACAAGUCCAACAUCAAGAACUCGGAAAACACGACGUUGUUUCUUGUGUCGUGUUUCGAAUACAUCCUUGCUGGCGUGGUCCUCAAUGCUGGACGGCCGUUUCGGCAGGACAUGCUGAAGAAUUGGCCGUUUGUUGCGACGAUAUCCAUCGCAUGGCUUAUCACUGCGUACAUGGUGCUCUGGCCAGCGCAUUGGGUUGAGAAAGUGAUGCAGCUCACCAAAAUCAGCUGGGACUUCAAGCUCACCCUCGUCGCUCUUGGGUUUGUCUACCUAGCCAUCGCGUGGGUAGGAGAGCAUUAUGUGUUCAACAGGGUGGCCCAGGUAAUCGGGCGGGCGAAGCAAAUGACGACGGGCAAGCCCAAGAAGACAAAGAAGCAGUACAAGGCCAUCAAGGAACGAAUGAGGUUCUGACGCGGCAGUGGCGGCUCACUUUCACUGUGCUGGCUUGUCAUUGUCAUACUAACAUGUUUUUUUUUUUUUUUUCGGUGGCUCUGGCCGUUCGGACCCGACAAGCCGAGGGUAUAGGCCGAGUACGAGAUGUAUAGAAUUGGACAACAGACGGGUGCGUACUAUACGAUAAAAGCAUUGUUCUCACAGAUAUAUCGUGGCGCCAUUCUUGGCGCGGGCAUACGAAUACCUAGCAGAUUGAAGGUGGCA
Messenger RNA from Gaeumannomyces tritici R3-111a-1, 4614 nucleotides. RefSeq lists its product as hypothetical. Gene Ontology annotation, molecular function: ATP hydrolysis activity; ATPase-coupled monoatomic cation transmembrane transporter activity; P-type ion transporter activity. Lineage: Eukaryota; Fungi; Ascomycota; Sordariomycetes; Magnaporthales; Magnaporthaceae. The transcript has 6 exons. The record is from RefSeq and is a predicted model, not a curated record. Gene Ontology annotation, biological process: intracellular calcium ion homeostasis. Gene Ontology annotation, cellular component: membrane. Bases 367 to 4368 code for a protein of 1333 amino acids.